Chaetomium globosum CBS 148.51 is the source of this 903-nucleotide messenger RNA. RefSeq lists its product as uncharacterized. The record is from RefSeq and is a predicted model, not a curated record. Bases 1 to 903 code for a protein of 300 amino acids. Lineage: Eukaryota; Fungi; Ascomycota; Sordariomycetes; Sordariales; Chaetomiaceae. The transcript has 2 exons.
AUGCCUCAAACACCGCCACGAUUUGGUUUCGGUCGUCCCGGUCAAGGGCACCACCAGAACCACCGACCGGUUUUCCCAUCGCCUCUUUCCUCUUCUCCAGUUCGAGCCGCCUCAUUAUCACCACCACCAUUCCAAAAUCAACAGCAAACAGUCUCGCAACCCCUCUCACCAUGCAACUCCAACCUCCUCAACACCCUCCCAUGGCACACACAGUCCUCCCCGACUCAGGGCGGUCAAAUAUUCUACCCCAGCCCCACCCACAGCGAGAAUCACAACGCGAGCAGCAGCAAUAACAGCAAAUUAUUUCGCUUUGCCUCACGAAACCCGCGUCCUAACCCGGUUGUCAAACGGCGGGAGGACGCCCAGGAGGGCCGUCGCCGUUUAUUCUUCCAGAACGUGCGGCAGCGACAGGAGGACAAGCGGUGGGAGAGGCGCGGUGGCGAGGACGAGGUAGCUAACUCGCCAACCCAGCUCCUCAAACUCGAAUGGUGGCGCCUCACGCGCGAACGUAACCAGGCCAAGGCUGCCGAGGCAGCGCAAUACCUCGGCGCCAUGGACGCGGACCUGGCAGCUCAAGAGGAGGAGGAGCUGCGGAUGCUAGCGCAGCAGCAGUAUCUGCAGUAUCUGCAGUAUGAACAGCAGUAUCAGCAACAGCAUCAACCGCAGCGAGGAUAUGCGGAUCGCGACGCGGACGCAAUGAUGGCCGAUGCUAUUGUGCAGCAGGAGGAGGCCGAGCUGGAGGCGCUCGUUUCGGACUUGGAGAGGAAGAGGGAAUCGGCGCACUUUUCGGACGACGAGGAUUAUGACGGGCUGUUUAUGGAUUUGAUCCAGCAGCAACAGCAGCGGCAAGACGAUGACGCGGGGAUGGGGACGAGCUGGUCGCAGGAUGUGGAGAUGACUUGA